Molecule: messenger RNA, 2682 nt
Organism: Magnusiomyces paraingens
Lineage: Eukaryota; Fungi; Ascomycota; Dipodascomycetes; Dipodascales; Dipodascaceae
Exons: 1
Coding region: 1-2682 (893 amino acids)
Biological process (GO): protein phosphorylation
Molecular function (GO): ATP binding; protein kinase activity
Source: RefSeq, a predicted model, not a curated record
AUGUCUUCUCAAAUCCCAUCUCUUAUCCGUCCACCAAAUUCCUCCCAGAGAAAAUAUCCUGCUCUUUCUAUUCCCAAUUCUUCAGGAAACCCAUCAAGCCAAGUACCUUCUUUUCCUCUCAUUACUUCUUCUCCUUCACUUCAACCUUUAGUCCCUGUUCCAUUUGCAUCUUCCACUACUUCUACCAUACCAAACAGCAACAAUACCAGUAACCAUACUCUACUUCAAUCUCCUGCUUUAGACUCAAUUGACCAUCUCUCAUCUUCAGCUGUCACCCCAACUCCUUCUCAAGACCCUCAAGUUUUCUCAUCAUCUUCUUCCUCUUCUUCUCCUAUCCCAACCCCUAUUCCUACUCUUCCCCAAUUUACUACUCCUUCAGCACCACUCUUGUCAUCUGCUCCUCGAGCUUCUCCCUCCCCCUCAGGUGGCCUCUUUUCUCCAGAAAUAUACGCUGCUCUCGGCAUGAAAACUCCAGUUCCUCCGGCGCCGGCGCCGCUCACUGGUCCAACUACCUAUAUUCCAGUUCCUCAUCCCCAGCAGAUACCUUUUGUCUCAGUCCCAGUCCCAGUCAAUACUACUGAUACUUCUACCAAUACUACCACAAUAAACGUUACUUCUUUACAACCUCAAUCUCAAUCUCAAUCUCUAAAAUCAACUACAACAACACCUGAAGGAUUAUCACUUUCUAGUCUCUCCAUAGACGAUAAAAAUCAAUUACCUCCUAUUUCAUCUGCAUCUAUUCUUUUAAACCAAACAACAACGGCUGUGCCGCAAAAUCAUUCACAACAGCCCUUUUCUUCAUCUAUAAUACCAGAUUCGAAUAUAAAUCAGCCACCACUCAAUAACAACAGUCCAUUUAUCCCCAUUAUUAAUCCUACAUCACUUUCAACUGAACAUCAACAACCAUUACUUCCUCCUAAUUCGUUACUUACUCUUACUACAAACCCAUCUCAACACUCUCGGAACAAUUCUUACUCUAGCGUAGGAUCUAACCCAAGUACUUACAGUAACAAUAACCCCACUUUAGCCACUACUAGUGGUGGAACGGCUCCAUUUGUCCCAACCCCUUCAGCCCCUUUACCUUCAUCAAAUCUUUCACCAUUUCCAUUCCCUGUCAAAAAGUCUGCUUCAAAAACAAUUCUCACCUCCUUGGCCAUCCCGACUAACCCUAAUGCUCCUCCUCCUAAAACUUAUACCGCUGUAAGCUACCAACAACCGCCAUCAUCGUCAUCUUCUUCUUCUUCAUCAUCAUCAUCAUCAUCUUCUUUCCCUCAAGAACUACAACAACCUGCUAAUCCCAUAUUUCAUCAUCAUCAUCACUCUUCCUCUUCCUCUUCAUCAACAGCCGCAUCAGAAUCCUCAUCGACCCUUUCUAUCCCAUCGGCUGAUCUCUCCCAAACAUGUGACCCUUUUAUCCCUCCUGUGAAACCCCCACCUUCUCCAAAAUAUCCAGGAAUUUUCCUGGACACUACCAAAAUUAAAGCUGCUGCUUUCCAGCGUGACUUUGAUGAUAACCCCAAGCCUACCCUUAAAAUUGAAGAUACCCUGGUUUUGGCCAUUGAAAAAAAACCUACACAAUGCUCUUUUUCUUCUUCUUCUUCUUGUUCUUCUCUCGUUUCAUCAACUGAACUAACAGCAGUAGCCACUACCGUUGUCACAGCCACAUCAAAUAUAAUAGAACCACCCGUUGAUCUUAUACCUACAACCACUUCCCCAAAUUUUGACAAUAGAGAUUACUGUCAACGUUAUGCACACCUUGACGUUGCAGACCUUGACGAAGAUGGAUGGAGAGCUGUUGCUGAGGCCGGUGACAUUGAAGAACUUGGCAAGCUCGGCGAAGGUGCCGGCGGAUCAGUCACUAGGUGUCGACUUAAAAAUCGUGGACCCAAUAGCAAAGUCUUUGCACUAAAAGCAAUCACAACCAAUCCCAAUCCAGAAGUUCAAAAACAAAUUUUGCGCGAAUUGCAAUUCAACCGUACAUGUAACUCACCACACAUUGUCAAGUAUUUUGGCACCUUUUUGAGCGAAGAAACUGCAUCUAUCUUCAUCGCCAUGGAAUACUGUGGCGGCGGUUCCCUCGAGGCCAUCUACAAGCGCGUUAAAGCUCGCGACGGACGCAUUGGCGAAAAAGUCUUGGGGAAAAUUGCAGAAGGCGUAUUGUCUGGAUUGUCUUACCUCCACGAACGCAAAAUCAUCCACAGAGACAUUAAGCCGCAAAACAUCCUACUCGACUCGGAAGGCCAAGUCAAGCUCUGUGACUUUGGUGUCUCAGGAGAAGUCGUUAACUCUCUUGCAACUACUUUUACAGGCACCUCAUACUACAUGGCUCCUGAACGAAUUCAAGGACAACCCUACACCGUGACCUCUGAUGUUUGGUCGCUUGGUCUAACAAUCAUGGAAGUGGCACAACACCGGUUCCCGUUUCUUCCGGAAAACCAUGAACCUCUCACGCCCAUUGAGCUGUUAAGUGUGAUUGUAAACAUGCCAGCCCCAGAACUCAUGGACGAACCUGAUGAAGGUAUCAAGUGGUCUGGAUCGUUCCGCCACUUUUUAAAGUCGUGUCUAGAAAAAGACCCAAAGAAACGCGCCUCUCCUCGACAAAUGUUGAUGCAUCCAUGGAUUGUCGGUCAACGUAAUAAGUCGGUUAAAAUGGCAAAGUUUGUAAGAGAAUGUUGGUCUUGA